Molecule: messenger RNA, 624 nt
Organism: Spodoptera frugiperda (fall armyworm)
Lineage: Eukaryota; Metazoa; Arthropoda; Insecta; Lepidoptera; Noctuidae
Exons: 3
Coding region: 1-624 (207 amino acids)
Source: RefSeq, a predicted model, not a curated record
AUGUCUUACCAGAUAUAUUUUUAUGAUAAAGCAAUCUUCAGUGAAAGUGAGAGCGAGAGUGAGUGUGAGAGUAGGCGCGAGGGUGAGACCGAGAGUGAGAGUAGGAGUGAGAGUGAGAGUGGAGGGAGUGUGAGUGUGAGAGUAGGAGUGAGAGUGAGAGCGAGAGUGAGAGCGAGGGUGAGAGCGAGAGUGAGAGCGAGAGUGAGAGCGAGAGUGAGAGCGAGAGUGAGAGCGAAAGAGAAAGAGAAAGAAAGUGAGAGCGAAAGUGAGAGCGAAAGUGAGAGCGAGAGUGAGAGCGAGAGUGAGAGCGAGAGUGAGAGCGAGAGUGAGAGCGAGAGUGAGAGCGAGAGUGAGAGCGAGAGUGAGAGCGAGAGUGAGAGCGAGAGUGAGAGCGAGAGUGAGAGCGAGAGUGAGAGCGAGAGUGAGAGCGAGAGUGAGAGCGAGAGUGAGAGCGAGAGUGAGAGCGAGAGUGAGAGCGAGAGUGAGAGCGAGAUGAGAGUGAGAAAAAGAGAAAAACAGAAAGAGAAAGAGAAAGAGGAAGAGAAAGAGGAAGAGAAAGAGGAAGAGAAAGAGGAAGAGAAAGAGGAAGAGAAAGAGGAAGAGAAAGAGGAAGAGAAAGAGUGA